AUGUCUGAAAAGGCGGAAGCCUCAUCCACUGAUGUCGCCAAAACCAUGCACCCUGUGUAUAAUGUGGCCAAUAUUCAACACAAGGUCAGGGUUCUCGAUGGCUUGAAGGUCUCUUACUCAUCAUGGGUUAAGUUAUUCCAGCUUCAUGCCAAGGGCUAUAAAGUCAUGGCACAUAUUGAUGGUACGAAACCACCUGCCAAAACUGACCCUGAGUAUGAAUCAUGGUCUGAAAUCGAUGCAAUCGUCUUGCAAUGGAUUUAUGGGACAUUAUCUGAUGACCUGCUGACUCGUGUCCUUGAAACUCAGUCUACGGCUCGUGAAGCUUGGUGUCGUAUUCAAACCAUAUUCCUCAACAAUAAAGGUUCAAGGGCUGCAGCCCUUGAACACGAGUUCAAUAAUCUCACUCUGAAAUCCAUGCCAUCCCUCGAAGCAUAUUGUCAAAAGCUCAAGGAACUAGGUGACAGACUCAAUGAUGUGGACUGCCCUGUCAACAAUCAACGAUUAGUUCUUCAAUUAGUUCAUGGAUUACCUGUUGAGUAUGACACAACAGCGGCCUACAUUAAUCAGACUCUUCCCACGUGGGAGACGGCUGUGAGUAUGAUGGAACUCGAACACCAAAGGCAAACAGCCCGUGAGACCCUGUCCCCACCCACAGCCAUGGCUGUUGUGCAUUCUGCGCCAUUUACUCAACUCAAUCGUCGGCGCCAAGGCAACAGGCACAAUGGCAAACGACCCAAUUCUCAGCAGAGUAGUUCUUCCUCUGCCCCAAGGCGCAACCCAGUGAAUCCACAGCCCAGGUCUCAGCAUCAGCAGGUUCAGCAAGCACAGGCACAACCUUGGUUUUCUUCAAAUGCUCGUGCUCCCUAUUGGGCUUACUGGAGCCCACCUCCCUGUCCUUACCCAACAACUGCAGGUUGGAACUCUCCAUGGAAUUGUCAAUCAUCCCAGACUUGGACUCCUUCUGUCCGUAGGCCUGCUUCUCGCACCAAUGGCCCAACAGACAAUCAGGCUCAUUUCACAGCUUAUGACCUAAUGGAACCUACUCAAAUGGGUGAAGCUUUUCAAGCAAUGAAUCUGGAACAACCCGAUGAAUAG
Molecule: messenger RNA, 1095 nt
Organism: Lactuca virosa
Lineage: Eukaryota; Viridiplantae; Streptophyta; Magnoliopsida; Asterales; Asteraceae
Source: the annotation of a GenBank genome assembly